Messenger RNA from Pedinophyceae sp. YPF-701, 5076 nucleotides. NCBI's taxonomy places the organism in Eukaryota, Viridiplantae, Chlorophyta, Pedinophyceae. The record is from the annotation of a GenBank genome assembly.
AUGACGGCGAAGCUGGACGAACUGAAGCACCCGGCUCCGGUGAGGAGUGCGGAGUGGACGCCGGCGCCGAUCGAGAGUGGGUGCGAGUGGACUCCCGCGAAGGGCUACGAGGGCCACAGCGCGGCGCUGCUCACCAUGACGACCGACUUCGCGGUGCGCGUUUGGGUCGACGUGACGAUCGCAACACCCGACGGGGGGGAGUCGACACAGCUGUGCGUGGCGAUGAAGCUCGACGGCGCGCCGGGACCGAACGACGGUCUGAAGCCCGUCUGUGUGCACUGGGCGAGACCCGUUCCCGCAUCAGUCGGCGCGCUGGCGUGCCCACAGGACAUCUGGUGGGUGGUCCUGCGAUGGACGCCCGUCGCGGGCAGCGCGGAGCGCGAGGGGGACGUCGUGCGUCUCUGGGCGAUGCAGGGCCUCAAGCCCGUCUCGAUCCCUACGGGCACGCUCGCGCAGCUGUCGCGGACCGCGGCGCAGCCGCGCUGUGCGCCGUGGGGGAGGUUCCGCUUGUGUGGGGUGGGGCCGGGGCCCGGGGCGGCCGAGUCGGCGUCCUACACGACGUACGCAGCCGACGUGCGUGACAGACCGAUGCUGGUGUUCAACGCGACGUGGACGGAGGCCGCGUCGGUCCCGCAGCCGCUGAUCGCGCGCACCGAGUCCCUGAAGGUCGAGCCCCUCGUUGAUAGCGCUUGGAAGGUGCCGCGGUCCACGAUCGUGGCGAUCAGCGCUGGAAACGGCGCGUGCAGACAAAGCGGGUCGCCGCGGCCGACGCGCUGCGUGGCCGCCGCCACCGAGCACGGCGACAUCUUCGUCCACGCGCUGCCCGGCAUGCAGUGCAUCGCCGCGCUCCCGGCCGCUGCCGGCCAGGGCGAGAGCGACGUCGUCGCCCUUCUCUGGGCGCACGAGCUCAGCGGCAAGCUCAAGGCCGCGCCGUGCCCGCUGCUCGUGGCGCACGCGUCGUCGAUCGUGCGCUUCAAGCAGGACGCCGGCGCGGCCUGGCACCAGGACGGCGCGUCCCUGCAGCUCUCGGGCGACCUGGUGGCCGCGGUGCUGGACCCUUUUCGGAAGCAGGUCAUCGUCCUCGCGAACCGGGCCGCGGACGCCGGCGCGACAGUGAUCGGCGUGGACUGCAGGGUCGGGCAGCCGCUCGCCGUCGCGUGGCAGCGGGACGUGCCCGUCGAAGCCCGCAUUUCGCACGCAUGCGCGCUUUCGACGACCCACCUGCUUGCAAUGCACGCUGGCGGGGCGACGGUGGUGCCGGCGAGCGAGGUGUGCGCUGAGUACCCGGCGGAAGCAGGCUCUGACGCGGACGGAUUCGCUGCGCACGUGGCGGCCCGCAUCGCGCACGUGGUGCGGGAAUCGGACGCAGCCAGCACCGUGACUGCGCUGGCAGCGCAUGGGUCCGGGGCGUGGCUGGCGAGCGCGACGUCAUCGCAGCACGGCUGCACGGUGCGAAUUUUCCAGGUCGGCACGGGGCGCGAGGAGGCGGCGAUGCAGCUGGUCGACGAGGAGGGGGAGUCGACGAGCCUGGCAUGGACUGAGUCAGUUCUGGCGCCGGUGCUGAUGGCAGCGCACGGACUGGCCGUGCUGGCCUCGUCCCGAUCGCGCACGGGUCGCUGGGGGCCUCUUCAGAAGAUCUGUCCGCUGCCGUCGCCCGCGCAGGGGCUGCGGCUGGCGGGUCCCGCGCUCGUGGUGGCUGCAGUGGGGACUGAGCUGGUGUCCUCGCCCGCGGUGCCGGCGGAGGACAUGGCCGCGGUGAGCACGAUGCUCACUGCGGGCCGGGGCGACGAUCACAGGGGGUCGCUGUUGGCGGGCUGGCGGGAGGUGCCCGCCGGCGCUGCCAACAUCACCUGUGCGGUUCUGCGCGGGCACCUGGCGGUCGCGGGCCUGCUUUUCAAGCACCUCGGCGCCAUGCUUCUGGCCACGCUCGACGCGCACCGCGAGGAGGGGAGCACGUCGUUCUCGAUCACGACGCCGGAAGAGGAGGAGGUGGGCCUUUUCCGGCUGCUCGCGUCGUCGACGGUUGGGGAGCUGGCCACGGACGUGGCACCUGGGCCCGCUGCUGGGCGGUCGAUCGCAGAAGGGCUGGUGCGGCUGGCGCACGCGCUUGCGAGCCCGCCCGAGGGGGGAGACCUCGACGGUCCAGCAAAGGAGGUGGUUGGCGCGCUGGAGUGCUGCGUGGCCGCGCAGAAGGUGCUGCAGGGACUGAGCACCCUCGGCGGCGAGGGCGAACGCGGCGACGACGCGGGCAGGGGCCGUUUCUCGCACCUGUUCGGGGCCUUCUCCCGGUCGGACGGCACGAAGGAGGUGGCCGGUGGGGGCGCAGUCGCCGAGGUCGUGCCGCGGCCGCGUUCAGGCGGGGAGGGCGCCGCGCCGACGUGGCACGCGUUGCGGCUCUGUGGCGUCGGCUACUGGCUUACCGACCCCGCACUGGCCCGCGCCACGGCCGAGCGCGUGGCGAAAGCGGAGUACGCGACGACCAGGGACCCGGAGGCCUGCGCGCUGUGGCACAUCGCGCUGGGUCGGAAGAGCGUCCUGCAGGGUCUGUGCCGCGUGCAGGGCAACCAGGCCCGGCUGGUUGAUUUUCUGUCGCGCGGGUUCGAGUCCGACAAGGACCGCCAGGCCGCGCAUAAGAAUGCCUUCGUUCUGCUGAGCCAGCGCCGCCACGCGAUGGCCGCCGCCAUGUUUUUGCUCGGGGGAGGGCUUCAGGAGGCCGCUGACGUGUGUGCACGCGACCUGGGGGACGUGCAGCUCGCGCUGCUGCUCUGUGCGGUGUCCAAGGACCCGAACGCGCGCGCCGUGCGGGCCAGCAUCGUCGAGCGCGCCCUGGAGGAGGCGAAACCGGGGGCGGAGCGAUGGCUGCUGUUGACGGCGCUCGGGGACGACGUCGCCGCGGAGGCGGAGCUCGCACGGGCGUGGCUGUGCCCAGAAUCGAUGGUCAGCGAGACGGUCGCGUGGGCCGAUGCGCUUCUGCUCGGAACGGAGAGUCUGCUGCAGCUGGCGUGCCACGACAGAGUGACGGCAGCGCCAGCGCUCCUGGCCGGCCUCGGCGCCAGGCUCGCGUGCCACGCGGCCAGCUGCGCAGCUGCUGGUCGACCCGAUGCAGCAGUCGCCGCGGCGGCGCAGUGGGCAGGCGUGAGCGCGGCGACCGGCGCAGAAUCCAAGGUGCAGCGUUCAGAGCGUGCUGCGGUGUCGCAGGCCCUCGCCCGGGCCUGCACGGCCGCGGUGCUCGUCGCGGCUCCGCGCGGUGCAUGCGGCAAGGACCCUGCCGCCGUCGCGGCCGCCGUGUCGGCUGCGCUGUUCAGCGGCGACGACCACAGCUGGAGCGGCGUGGCAUCAGUGCUGGAGUCGCGUGGGCUGCCGUCGGACCGGCCCGCGGGGGACAGCGCAGCAGCGGGCGCGGCGGCGGCGACGGGCGCGAUCACGGCGCACAUCCUCGCGCGUGCGCUGGCCAGCGCGCACGCCACGCAGGGCGACGGGAGCGCGGACGCGUGGCUCGCGCACCGCCAGGGGUCCCUCACGCCCUCCUGGGACUGCCGCGCCUCGGAGAGCCGCAGGUCCCUCGGGGCUGCGUCCUCGACGACCGUGGGGGCGGCGAUCGCCCCCGCGUCCUCCACGGGCCCGCUGGGCCCCGCGAUGCAAAUGCUCUGCCUGCGCCGCAACGUCGUGGCCUUCGCUGCGUGCCCGUUCCGGGACGCCGGCGAGUCCGGGCGCGCGGCUGCACCGCUCCUGGCGGUGUGCACGCCGCAGGGGCUGCGCGUUGAGGCAGCGUCGGCGCCGAUGCGUGCGCGCUGGACGGAGACGCAGACCCGCGCCAAGGCUGCGGCGUCUGCGUUCUCCCGGAGCCGCUCGCUGUUCGGGAUGGUGCAGUCCGCGAUCGACGGGAUCCGGCAGGCGGCGACGCCGACGGGGCAGGACGGCGCGCGGUCGUUCGGGACGCCCCUGCGUCCGCCAGGAGUGGCGCGGUACGGCCCCGCACCGGGCGAGCGGCCCCCCGGAGCCGUCGUGCUGCCGUCGGACCGCAUCCACUCGCGCGCGCUGGCGUGCCACCCGCACCGCUCGCUGCUCGCGUCCGGCGCGUCGGGCGCCAGGGUGGCUGCGUGGGACUGCACCAACCCGUGGGACUGCACGGAGGCGCUCGCGACGUACGCGUUCCACGCCGAGGGGCACGCGGGGAAGCUGCACUUCGCGCAGGACCCGUUCACGCACGUCAGCCAGGUGUGCUUCAGCAAGUGUGGGCAGCGCAUGGCCGGCGUCCUGCGGUCGGGCACCGCGGCGGCGUGGCCGAUCGACGGACCGGUGGUUGCGCACGCCGGCGUGCCGGACUGGUCGCAUCGGUGCUUCUCGCGCAAGGGCAAGGAUGUGGCGUUCCUGGGGUCCUCGAGCAGCAUCCUCGUCGUUGCGGGGCUUGGCAUGGCGGCCCGGAGUCUGGCCGUGUGGGACACGGCCACGCCGCCGGCCGCGGGGCCGGUCGCCGUGCUGCAGACGCACGCGAGCGGAUGCAACUGCAUCGCGCAGCCGGACGGCGGGCUGCACAUCAUCGCCGCAGGCAAGGACGGCGCGCUGUGCUGCUACGACCUGCGCAUGGUGGGCACUGACGAGCGGCAGGCGCCGUUGUGGGUGGCAGCGACGCCGGAUCCAAGUGCCAGCGCGCACGGCGCGGGGUCGCCUGCACCGCCCGGUGCGACGCCGCUCGCUGUCCCUGGAGGCGGCACCCGAGCGCCAGUCACGCGACUGACCGCGGGGCGGCUGCGAGUGGAGCCGGACGGUGCGCGCACGGAGGUGGCCGCGGCGGGGCACGCGGACGGGUCGGUGACGCUGUGGGACGUCGCGAGCGGCGCGUGUCUGCAGCACAUAGCGUCAGUGCACCGGGAGCGUCGGCGGGGGCUGCUGAACCUGAUGCAGGGGUGGGGUGGGGGGCUGAUGGCGGGAAGCGGCAGCGAGCGAGGGGUGGCGGUGCCGGGGCUCGCGAUCCUGGACGAGGUGCUGCUGAGUUGCGGGCACGAGGGGAACGUGCUGCUGCACCCUGGGCCAGGGAUGGGUUGGGGGAGCGCGGGAGGGGCAGAGGGGGCGUAA